AUGGACGAGAAGAAGAUCCAGAUCAGGGACCUAGGCUCCCUUCAUGGGACAUUUGUCAAUGAUAACGACCGAGUCCCGAAAGACCAUUCAUAUGAGGUCAAGGAUGGGGACUCACUUCGAUUUGGUGCUCCGAUCUGGCGAGGCACCGAGCAAUUCAUACCAACUACCGUCAGGGUUGGCGUACAAUUCCCGAAUCGCGAUGGGACCUUUCAAGUACCCGACGGCUCAGACGAUGAAGGAACUGAUGACCAAGUCAUCGAUCUGACUACCAAUGAGUGGAAAAGUGAAACCAUUGACCUUUCUACACCAUUUGGGACCCCGGGUCACAUUAAUAGUAACAUCGAGCCUGCAGAGAAUCACGUGCGCAGCCCUGAUAUCACACUUGACUCCCACCUGACCGGCUCCCCGGCCGGGUACUCCAUGAAGCCUCCAGGCCCCAUUGAUGUUCCGGCCUGGCAUCCGCUUCAGGCUGAAGAGCACUGGUCUGGUAAGACCGACAACGAUGACGAGUCCGAACUUUCUGCCGACUACGAAAGCGGGUAUUCGGAUGAUGAGAAUGAGAGCAACUUGGAGAUUGAUGAGGAAGACAAUGACUCCUCACCCCCGGUUUACGACGAAGAUCUCGAAAUGGGUUCUGAGGACGAGUUGGAAUCUGGGGAUACCGGCUCAAUGAGUGCUGAGCCCCUUGGGGUCGACCCUGGGGCCAUAUGGGACAGAGUUCCCUACUGCCCAAACGAUUUCCCCGAAAUCAUGCCUUUGGUAGAGUCGUUGUCAACGCUCCCCGCUCCGUUGCCUAGCUUGCGCCAACCUAGUGUUGGAUGGGCCUUGAGUGGCGGGAUGCAACAGUCCUCUUGUCCGCACCCUCUACCUACUGAUUCACCCACUUCAAUGGAGCUUGCCGAAUCUCUCGGGGCUAAGAUCGGAAAAAGCGACUUCUUUCUGGCGAGAGAGGAGAAUAAGGCCACUCUGGAGAAGAGAUCAACACAGGCUCGGCCUACUUCUGUGCAGGACCUUUGCAAUCAAGACGACUCGGUUGAUGUACCAAGUCAUUAUAGCUUUGGCCCCGCUGAACAAGCUAUUAUGCCGGAGAAAGCGAACGCCAACGAUAUCCCGCAGUUGGAACCCGACUUUUCGGCAACACCGAUUGCCCCCGCCUUGCCGCAGACGAUCUCGGAUGAAGUUCCUAAGGGUCUAAAGCGUAAAGCGGACGAAAUAUCGGAAGAACAGGAGCAAUGGGCGGCAGCCGAGGAUAUCCGGGUUGCCUUGGAGUCUUCAUUGGUCAACGAAGAGGAUGGCCAACAACAACCGUCGGUACCGGAGCCUCCCGUGGCUAUCCAAGAGGCCACUGAAAACGUUGAGGAUAACCCCAAGGCAGCGGGCCCGACCACGGAGCGGCCCGCAAAGAAGAAGCGUAUCUUAGAUGUUGCCGAGCGUCUUGGCUAUGCUGCCCUGGGUGGAGUCACCGCCGGGGCUAUGAUCGUUGGAACGCUCAUCUACACUGCGCCGACAUUUGCCUAA
Molecule: messenger RNA, 1518 nt
Organism: Dichotomopilus funicola
Lineage: Eukaryota; Fungi; Ascomycota; Sordariomycetes; Sordariales; Chaetomiaceae
Exons: 4
Coding region: 1-1518 (505 amino acids)
Molecular function (GO): protein binding
Source: RefSeq, a predicted model, not a curated record